This is a messenger RNA of Ceratotherium simum simum (southern white rhinoceros), 1010 nucleotides long. It is a transcript of the gene C39H19orf38, whose product is annotated as chromosome 39 C19orf38 homolog. Lineage: Eukaryota; Metazoa; Chordata; Mammalia; Perissodactyla; Rhinocerotidae. The record is from RefSeq and is a predicted model, not a curated record.
UCAGCCAGACUUCCCGGCCAAACGCGGGAGGAGAGAUGCCCUGGACUGUCUUGCUUUUUGCAGCUGGCUCCUUGGCGAUCCCGGCGCCGUCCAUCCUGCUGGUGCGCCCACACCCCAGCAGCCAAGAAGACCCCAUCUACAUCCAGUGCGAGGCCCCCUCGGGCUACCCAGGGGCCAAUUUCACGUUGUAUCAAGGGGAGCGUAAGGUCCAGCUCCUGCAGGCCCCCGCGGACCAGCUCAGGGUCACCUUCAACGUGAGUGACGGUGGCAAGGAAGCUCACGGGGGAAUAUUCCGCUGCCAGUAUGGCGUGCUGGGUGAAGAUAUGCGGCCCCAGCUGUCGGAAACGAGCGAGACCUUGCACGUCUCCCCAGCGUCCUCUAGGAUCCUGGUGCUCUCCUUGAGCCUGGUGGGAGCCCUCCUCCUCCUCGCUGGGCUGGUGACCACUGCCGUGGUGGUCCGGAAAGUUAAAGCCAAAAAUUUGCAGAAGAAAAGAGAGCGAGAAUCCUGCUGGGCCCACAUUAACUUCCCCACCACAGACAUGUCCUUCGAUAACUCCCUGUUCACCAUGUCGUCGAAAAUGACUUUGGAAGGAGACACGGCCACCACGGAUGCUCACUCAGGCUCCGCUGUGACACCUGGCAGUUCCGAGUCCCGGAAGAGGCCCACCUGCACACCAUCCUCGCCUGAGCCCCCCGAAUUCAGCACUUUCCGGGUCUCCCCGUGAGGCCGAGGAUCGGGGGCCCCUCUCUCUGUGUCCGUGCGCCCCCCAUUCAGCCCUCUCCCUUGAGCUGGCCGGGUGCGUGGGGCCAGAGGUCCCUCCAGCUACUUCGGGGGCCUGGCUGUCUCUCUCUCAGGGAAUUGAACAGAGGAGACGAAGGGGGCCCCUGGCCUUGGCACCUACCUCACAGAGGAGCAGGAGUGGGAGAGGGGGCGCGGGCAUUGGCCUGGAGGCUGGAUGGAAAGCAGGAAGCUUCCUUUUGGAUUCCCAGCUUCUCAGACCUCCAGGGAA